UCUUUUAUGUUUUGGCCUUAGGACCCCUUCACAGCAUUUCACGUUGACAAGACUCUAGUAAGGAAACACAUGGCACCACUUUUGAUUGGGGAAUUGGCACCUGACCAGCCCAGCUUUGAACCUAGCAAAAAUAAACUGUUAGUAGAAGAAUUUCGGGAGCUGCUGUCCACUGUUGAAAAGAUGGGACUCUUCAAGCCAGACCAAGUCUUUUUUUUCCUGACCCUUCUGCAUAUUUUACUGCUGGAUGCUGCCGGCUGGUUUGUGCUGUGGUAUUUUGGGACAUCUAUAACACCUUUUCUUCUUGCCACAAUGCUGCUCACCUUUGCUCAGUCUCAAGCAGGUUGGCUGCAACAUGACUUGGGACAUCUUUCAGUCUUCAGGAAUUCAAAAUGGAACCACCUUCUUCACGAAUUUGUGAUGUGCCAUCUAAAGGUAAGUAAGGUAUAUUAUUCUGGGAACGUUUCAUUUAAUCGAAGGGAAGGGAAUAUGGGAUACUGUAAAUAUACUUGAAAAAGUCUCAUCAGUAAAUAUCAAAUGUGUUGUGUUAUUUCCAACCGAGGUGGCAAAUGGGAUUUUCAUUUCCCCAUUCCCACUCCAAGAACAUAGGAAGCUCUCUUAUACUAAAUCAAACUAUUUGUUCGUCUAUCUCAUUAUUAACUGCAGCUCAAGAAUGGCAUUUCACUUAUAAUAAACAAUUUGAAUGUGAAAAUUAUCCAAGAGCCAAUCCAAAUGUAAGAUCUGAAGUCCUUCUUGGAAGUCCCAAGAUGGCAAAGUGAAAGCAUCUAGCUACUAGAGUGCUCUGGCAAAUUUUUAUUUUUACUUCUACAUUAUCAGACUAAUCUUUUAUUCAUUCCUGGUCCCUGUGCACAACGGUAUGCAACUAAUUUCCAAACAAACUGAAUGAGAACUGUUUAUUUUAUCUAUAAACUGGGUGAGAACUGUUUAUAUUUUGCCAUCAAGAGAAGAUUACAGCAUGAGAAAGAGGAAGAAACGACAAAGAAUGAAUUCUGGCAUGCAGGCAUCGCUUAAAUCAUCCCAGCAACAAAAAAUAGAUGACCUUAUGGAAUUUUAAAAGAAGGCGACUGAAGAAGUUAAUGUAAAUAAUGGCAGCACCAGCAUUAGCAUGAUUAGUAAUCCAAGCCUCGGGUACACUCCAAAGAGAUAUGAGGUGUUGAAUUGGGACUUAGAAGAUGAAAGUGUAGUGGACCACCCCACUUACAGCAGUGGGGAGCCAAAUUCCCUGGGCCCCUUAGACCUCACAGUUUCCUCUUCUGAAGCAGCCACAGCAUGUUCGGUUGCAGCGUUUACUGCAAAACGUUGGCAGGAAGAGAUUUCUAAAAAUGAGACUACAGAUCUUGUGCCAAGGCAAAGUUUACUGAUGGCACAGACUGUUCGAUCAAUUUUUGAUUAUUUAACAGAAAUAAAAGUGA
Molecule: messenger RNA, 1430 nt
Organism: Python bivittatus (Burmese python)
Lineage: Eukaryota; Metazoa; Chordata; Lepidosauria; Squamata; Pythonidae
Source: RefSeq, a predicted model, not a curated record